AGAACCUUUUGGUUCUACUCCAAUCCGAGCUUCAUCCCUCAAUUUCCAGCAAUGUCUUUGAGGGUGGUUGUGGAUGUCUUUGGCAUCUUCAACUUCAAGUUGAGGAUGGACCCCAAGGAUUGUAUCCUUGAUGUCAAGCAGUUAGUGGAGCAGGGGACAGGGAUUUCACACACCAGCUUCAAGCUUCAGCACGGUCAACCCGGGAACUUUGACACGCCUGAUGUUGGCCAAAUGGUUGGCGAUUUUUCCUGCGCUGGUGAUGUCCGUCUUUUUGCGAGUUCUCCAACGAUUGACGCCUUGAAGGUUGCCAACCACAUCAAAGAACAGCAAGCAACUGCCAAGACACAGGGGGGCAUUGACAUCGACGGGCUCGCCAUCACCCCUGACUUUGUCUGUUUGACUUGUCAGAAAGAGGUCGAGGAAAAGCCUUCUAUCAACGAUGAUGCUCUCGUGGGAAAGGACUUUUCUGUGCUUGAUGUCCCUGCUUCAUCAUCCGAUAACCCCCGCUACCAGUCCAUCUUGGGUGAGAUUGAGAGGGCAGAGGCAGAGUUUUUGAGAAUGAAGAACGAGCACAAAGCCCGUGUGAAAGCAUUGGUGGAUGAAAGCCGUUCUGUCAGUGUCGGGCUUCGCGUCAGGUUCAUUUCUGGCAGGGAGAUUGAUGUGCAAACUUCCUUGAAAAAGACCGUCAAGAAGUUCAAGGAGGAAGACCUCUCCGAGCACAUCAACAAGGAUGUUGUUUUGGUGUUUGGGACGGAAAGGCUUCAGACCAACAGGCGCCUCUUUGCCUACGGCAUCCGUGAGGGCUCAGUGCUUGAAGUGGCAGUCUUCAAUCCCACGGUGGAGCACGACUUUCACUUGAAGGUGGCGUUUGUGGAGUUCAUUGUCAAUGAAGAUGGGGUGAGGACACCAACACCUGCAAACAGCCCCUACAGCGUGAAUGUCACGCCUACCACAACGGUCUUUCAGUUGAUUGGCACUGUGUUGGCUGGUUUGAGACAGUUUAACCUCUACCAAGAACACGACCGGCGCUUCCUUUACUUCUUGAACGGUCAUCUCCUCAACGCUGUGGUCUCUGGUGAAGACCAGAACGGCCUUGUCAAAGACUUUGCUGUGGGGAACGACCUUAUCGCGGUGAAUGUCUAUGACAAGAAUGACCGCGUCUACCGCAUUGCUGUGGGAGAGCCAGUCAAUGAUGAGAACAGCAGUUCUGAUGAGGAGGACUUUGAGGAGGUGUGGGGCGAAGGUGAUGACUUCACCUUCCUUGCUGACUACAACUUUGAUGUUGGAGAUGGCACCGGCUAUAUUGAGCCCAUCAACCGUGACGAGGCGGUGGAAGUGGUAAUUUACCCAAACACCAAGGACAAGAAUAUGCGUAUCAAACUGUUCUUCUUGCCCACGGCCACUGUGAAGCAGGUGAUGGACGAGAUUAACGACAUCACGAACAUUGAGACUGGCACCUUUGGCCUGUUCAACCCCAUCAAUGGCGAGAAGCUGUCUGAAGCCUCAUUGGUUUCAGAGUGCCCUUCCGAAAUGCUCAUCAAACUCAAGAUGAUGGGUGGAGGUUCACACAGAGACCUCCAAAAGGUGGCGCUGAAGUCCAAGAACCUGAAGGACAAGAUUGUGUCCAUCCGUGCUUCUUCUACAUCCACUGCUGGGGUCUUCCCUCAGGUGCUUCAGUUGGAGGAGAAGUUCAAGGAGUUGUAUGAGAUGGCAGAUGCAAAUGCCACAUUGGCUUUAGAGACCUUUGGCAAACGCUUGGAUGAGAACCAGUUGAGCGAGAUUGUGGCAGUCCUUGGGGGUGGCUCAUCGACAGACACCAAGAUGAAGGAGGUUGGGGAAAAAGUCUUUGCCGAGAGGUUGAGGGAGGUAAAGUCCAUAUGUUCCGGCUUGACCUCUACCAUUGAAAGUGCCUCAGUGGUGUUUCAGUGGGCUUUCAACCGCGCCAUUGAGCAGAACAAUGGCAACUAUGACCUUGGCAAAUUGAAGCUCCUUUUCGGAAGCAUUCACACCAAAAAGGUGGCAGUCCGUGAGGCGAAAUCCAGUGGCGACAUCAAUAUGGGAUGAGCCACUCUCCCAAAUGCGACGGUGCAGAACCCACAACCGCUCAAUACAGCCAUUUAGACUGCUCA
Molecule: messenger RNA, 2129 nt
Organism: Effrenium voratum
Lineage: Eukaryota; Dinophyceae; Suessiales; Symbiodiniaceae
Source: the annotation of a GenBank genome assembly